CGCAGCCUGCCUUGCCUGUGUGGAUGAUCUGGCCUGAAGCAGCCAUGGCUCCGCUCCGUGUCCUCGUCCUGCUGCCGCUGCUUCUUCACUCCGUGGCUUCGAUAUCGUUCUUUCUGCCGAUCAGGACACGGAAAUGUCUGAAGGAGGAGAUCCAUAAAGACGUCCUGGUGACUGGGGAGUACGAUAUCAGCGAGCAGGCUAACAGCAAAGUGAACCUGAAGAUCACAGACUCAUCGGGUCACAUCUUGUACUCCAAAGAGGAUGCCACAAAGGGCAAGUUCGCCUUCACCACCGAGGACUACGACAUGUUCGAGGUCUGCUUUGAGAGCAAGUCACAGAUGGCUUUAGGGCGAGUCCCUGAUCAGCUCAUUAAUCUGAAUAUGAAGCAUGGCGUUGAGGCUAAAAACUACGAGGAGAUUGCGAAGGUGGAGAAGCUGAAGCCCCUGGAGGUGGAGCUGAGGCGUCUGGAGGAUCUCUCCGAGUCCAUCGUUAAUGACUUCGCCUACAUGAAGAAGAGGGAGGAGGAGAUGAGGGACACCAACGAGUCGACGAAUACUCGUGUUCUGUACUUCAGCGUGUUCUCCAUGUGUUGUCUGAUUGGUUUGGCCACAUGGCAGGUCUUCUACCUGCGCCGCUUUUUCAAAGCUAAGAAGCUCAUUGAGUAAACAACAACAACAACAACCAGAGCCGCCAAUCACACACCGGGAAGCCCCGCCCACAACUUCAUUUUGUUUUACAUCAUUACACCAUAUUUUAAGUUCACAUUGCUAGCGCUGUGUGUGUGUGUGUGACAGAAGGUUGAAGAGGGACGGCUCGGCUCCAUGCUCCUGUUCCAGCGUCAUGUUUUUGAUACAAACUCCAUUAGUAAUAAAAUCAAAAAAAUGUUUAUUCUUUAUAUUCUAAAUGUUUUUGGAAGAGUGGGAAAUGUGUGUAUGUCUACAGCUGUUGAUUUCUUUUCCUCCGUAAUUCAUUCAUUUGGUUAGAUUUUACACCACACACACACAGAAUGUUCCGUUUAAGCUCCGCCCCCUCCUGCAGUAUCAGAUUAAGGUAAAGACUGAUACAGUGCUGAUAUCAUGAUGAAUAAUUUUACAUCACAGCGUUUUCGGUGACGUCGCUUUAAACCCGAUUCUUCUCCCUUUCUCUCUGUUUUAUUUGUUGUAAACACUCUUCAGUGAUGAAUGUGGAAUGUUGUUGGAGAAUCUCACACACAGACAGAAGUGUAAUGAUGAUCGAGUUUAGUGGAAUGUUGUAGGAUCAUAAUGAGAGGGUUGUCUCUCAUGAGUUUUUGUUACACAGCGAUCAGGACCUUUGUUUUCUCUCCAUCCCCUCACCCUCCUCUCCUCUCUUUAUCUCUGUGGUUUGUGUUGGAUUAGAUGUAUCUGGUGGAGCUCGUUGGAGGGUGAGGGAUGAUUUGAUUUUAAUAAUAUUAUCAUUUUGCAGUCAGUAGCUGACUGUUCACUGGUUUAUUGAUUAAAACUUGAGACUCAUUCAAUAAACUUUGUUACUUAAAACA
Hemibagrus wyckioides is the source of this 1516-nucleotide messenger RNA. RefSeq names its product transmembrane p24 trafficking protein 10 (gene tmed10). The coding region runs from base 24 to 665 and encodes 213 amino acids. Lineage: Eukaryota; Metazoa; Chordata; Actinopteri; Siluriformes; Bagridae. Gene Ontology annotation, biological process: intracellular protein transport; endoplasmic reticulum to Golgi vesicle-mediated transport; Golgi organization. Gene Ontology annotation, cellular component: endoplasmic reticulum; Golgi apparatus; COPII-coated ER to Golgi transport vesicle. The record is from RefSeq and is a predicted model, not a curated record. The transcript has 5 exons.